Messenger RNA from Conger conger (European conger), 6793 nucleotides. RefSeq names its product NFX1-type zinc finger-containing protein 1-like. Gene Ontology annotation, cellular component: nuclear RNA-directed RNA polymerase complex. Gene Ontology annotation, biological process: regulatory ncRNA-mediated heterochromatin formation. NCBI's taxonomy places the organism in Eukaryota, Metazoa, Chordata, Actinopteri, Anguilliformes, Congridae. Gene Ontology annotation, molecular function: helicase activity. The transcript has 18 exons. Bases 134 to 6127 code for a protein of 1997 amino acids. The record is from RefSeq and is a predicted model, not a curated record.
CGAAACUUAAGCCUCACUUAAAAGCGGUCUGCGUUACCAGUUCUCAGACUACAGCAUUUCAGCAACUACACAAGGAGCAGUCGGUCUAACUGCAAUAUAAAAGGAAACUGCAUGCUACGCCGUGCCAUUUCACAUGUUUGGUAGAGGAGGCCAACGUGGGGUCAGGCCGACCCAACACCAGGGCCAUGGCAGACCUUCAAGCCGAGGAUCGCACGGGAAAGAGAAACACCAGGGCACCUGUGCCCCUAGUGGCCAUUUUCAGAACAGGCAAAGAGGUGGCAGGUCGCAGUCCCGUGGCAGAGAGGUAGAGGCAGGCGGGAGCUCGCUAUGGAGACGGGAACACAGCACAGGAAUGGCUGUGUUUCAGCACGGCCCACCUCGUGUCUCAGAAGAUUUAAGAGGCCCUUAUAAUCUACCAGGAGGUCCUGUGCAUAGCCAGGAGAGAGGAAGGCCCUUAAGGGCAGGGGAUCAGUUUUCCUACAACGACGGCAGGAGGGGUAACCGCAACAAGUCUCUGGGCCGGCUUGAGAACUUUCCUUUCCAGCCCAUGAGAAAUCCUUCUGGAGCCCCUGCAAUAAGUGUACCCAGGACCCCAGGAAAUCGCAGACCACCAAAUGCUACCAAUAACCGCAAUGCUACAAAGAAUGAGGACAGCUCACACAGGGGCCAGCUUGGUCCAUCAAACAGAACAUUAAGCCAGCCCAACCUGUUUGAACUUAGUCAUCGCUUACAGAGCCGUGAACAUAGGCCCAGGAGGGGUGAGACGCCCCAGGACCCUGAUCACAAGCCCACCCAUAGGUUAGACUUCCGCUCCCUGGAAAAGAUCCUGCAGAUGGAGCCCUCAGAGGUAGUGAUGAAGCUGGCUGCUCCAGGGAGCGGCCUGAAGGAGUUUCUGGACAAGAAGGACACCACAGACAACCUGACCCAUAUUACCCUGGAUGUCCUCAGUAAGGCCUGCAGCAGCCGGACCAACAGGCAUAACUUGCAGCACCUCCUCUCUGAGGUUAAGGACUCCCAAUUCCUGAAGGGCACCAUCCCCAUGUUUGUAAUGACUCUAGGAGCAACAAUUGGCACAAAUGACCAGGACAGCAGGGAUCAGAAUAUAGCAAGAUUCAAGCAGAUUAUUGACCUGCACAUCACAGUGUUGAGCAUGUUCCCCUCCAGUACUGUCAUUGAUGUGUCCCUGGCUGUGGUCCUCCUGGAAAAGGAGCUCACCCAUCUUAAGAAAGUGGGUGUCACCAUUGAGGAGGAUGUCUACGAGAACCUGGAGAAGCUGCAGAACAUGGCGAACCACCUGCAGGAGAAGAAGCGAGAUGGAACUCUACGUUCAGACACCUACUCUUUUCUGCUGGGCAGACAAGAGGAGAGUGUGGGUGAUUUCAGGCUCAUGUCCGUCUUCCCCACAUAUGAGGAUGUGCAUACCACCGAGCUGCCGUUCCUGAGGCCCAACAUCGUGGGUGAGAAGUUCAAAGAUGGCGAGACCUACCUGGACACACAUUUCCGCCUGCUCCGGGAGGACUUCAUCAAACCCCUGAGGGAUGGGAUCUCCCAACUCCUCCACUUCAAGGGGAAGGACCUUCGGCAGGGACGUUUCGAUGACAUUCGCAUCUACUUCAAUGCACACGUCCUGGCCCCAGUUUGUACGCCAAAGGGAAUCCUGUACCAGUUUGAAUUUGACAUCAAGAACUUUAAAUCAAUCAACUGGGAGAGCUCCAAGAGGCUGCUGUUUGGUGCGCUGGUGUGCUUGUCCAUGGACAACUUCCAGACAAUUAUUUUUGCCACCGUGGCCAACCGGGAUGUGAAAGACCUCCAGAAGGGUGUCACAACUCUCUUCUUCACUGAAGAAAACAGGAUGAAGCUGGCAGACGUGUCUCCGAGUGAUGUGUUCCUCAUGGUGGAGAGCAUGGCCUUUUUUGAAGCUUACCACCAUGUCCUGGAGGGUCUGCAGGAGAUGUCCGCAGAGGACCUUCCCAUGCAGAGGUACAUAGUCAGCUGUGAGGAAGACAUCUCUCCCCCUAGGUACCUUUCUGCCCAUGGGGGCAGUUACAGCCUCCAGACGCUGAUGAAUGAUCAGCGCCUGCGAAAUCAGCCAUCAGACCAAAGAAAGCGGAUGUGUCCCCAGUCAGCCAUCACUGUGGAUUCUGAAGACACCCAGAGAAAACAAACUGUGAGGAACAUCCUGAAUUACAGUGACUGGCCCAGUAAAGAACAGCUUGGACUGGACGACUCGCAGAUGAAGGCAGUGCAGCUAGCCCUUAGCAAGGAGCUUGCCAUCAUCCAAGGCCCACCAGGAACAGGAAAGACUUUUGUUGGUCUGAAAAUUGUCAAGGCUCUUCUGGACAAUGCUGACAUGUGGCGUUCAACAGCAGGCUCUCCUAUCCUGGUUGUCUGUUAUACAAACCAUGCACUGGAUCAGUUCCUGGAAGGCAUUCUCAAGUUCAUGAGUAAAUCCUCAGUGUUGGUGCGAGUUGGAGGGAGAAGCACAAAUGCGGCCUUAAAGGAGCUAUCUCUGAGUAACCUGAGGAACCAAAGAAUGUUUAGGCAGAACCUGCCAGGUUAUCUGAGAGCCAUGUUUGCUGAGCUCAAGGAAGACAGAGAGAUUUUGGAGGACAAAAUUGAAAACUUGGCAGCCAUGUUUGAAAGCUCAGCUAAGGGAGUUCUACGCGAGAGUGUGCUGGAAGAAUACAUACUCUCUCUCCACGGUGUGACGCUUGGACGACAGCUUGGCAGUGGAGGACGGCCUUGCAUAAAAAAGGCCCAGUCCCUGAUGAUGGAUUGGCUGGGAAUUUCCAUGUUGACUCACAGCUCCAGGAAAAUGGGUCGGGAUGAACAGGUCAGCCGGGAGGAGGCCAGCUGGACAAACUCAGCGGAUGACCUUGCAAGAGUGACUGAAGUUCUCUCAGUGCUUGAGCCUUUGGACAAAGAAGACUCCGCAAGCGAUGUAACCGAGGGAGAUGGAGACGUGGCCGACCUGCUCCAAGUGACAGAAGAGGCGGAGCAGAUGCAGGCUGAGAGAAUUAUGGAGGGGGACGACAUGCAGAAGCACAUCCACAGCGCCCUCAAGAGGAGGGAGGCCAGAGAGAGGGAGGACCUCGCCUUUGUGUCAAAGGACAAUGAUGAGCCAGAGGAGGAGGAAGGGGAACAGGAUGGUGAUGAGGGGUGGGAGAUAACUCGAGAAAUGAAGAAGAAGCUGAAGAAUGUGGUAAAGCAGGAACUUAAGAAAACGGACCACAUGCUAGAGGAGGAUGCAGAGCAGAUCACAGAUCUCUGGGCCCUGCCCUAUAAGCAGCGGUGGCAUCUCUACAGACUCUGGCUGUCGAAGUACCACAGAAACAUAAGGACCAGGAUUCUUAUUCAUGAGAAUGAGUACCAGAGCAUUGUGCACCGUUUGGAUGAGCUGAGGCGACAGGAGGACGAAACUGUUCUCAGGAGUGCCAGCGUCAUCGGAAUGACAACCACAUGUGCAGCUCGUUGCAGACGGGUUCUGCAGGACAUCCAGCCCAGGAUAGUUGUGGUGGAGGAGGCAGCUGAGGUUCUGGAAGCCCACAUCAUCGCCAUGCUCACCGCUGCCUGCCAGCACCUCAUACUGAUCGGAGACCACCAGCAGCUCCGCCCCAGCACUGCAGUUUAUGAGCUCGCUAGGAACUUUAACUUGGAAGUGUCCUUGUUUGAGCGACUCAUCCGUAUGGACGUCCCAUAUGUCAGACUGGACUACCAGCACCGAAUGCGUCCUGAGAUUGCACAGCUGUUGACACCACACAUCUACGACAAACUGGAAAACCACUCCUCUGUUCAUCUGUAUGAAGAUAUUAAGGGAGCAACAACAAACAUCUUCUUUGUGGAUCAUGAGCAUUUGGAAGAAAACAUCCAGGAAGGUCGUAGCCAUCAGAACAUGCAUGAGGCCACCUUUGUGAAAGCUCUCUGCCACUACCUGAUGUGCCAGGGCUAUAAGCCCUCCCAGAUCACCAUCCUCACCACGUACAAUGGCCAGCUGUUCUGCCUGAAGAAGAUCAUGCCCAAGAGCACAUUUCAGGGUGUCAAUCUCUGUGUGGUAGACCGCUACCAGGGUGAGGAAAAUGACAUUGUGAUACUCUCCUUAGUCAGGAGCAACAAGGAGGGGAGGGUGGGCUUCCUGAAAAUCCCCAACCGUGUGUGCGUGGCUCUGUCAAGAGCCAAGAAGGCCUUGUACUGUAUUGGUAACAUGACCAUGCUCUCCUCAGUCCCUCUGUGGAGCAAAAUCAUGGCUGUGCUGAGCCGCAACCAGCAGAUUGGCAAGGCUCUGAUGCUGCGGUGUGAGAACCAUCCUGCCACCAUCACAGAGGUGUCCAAGCAGGAGGACUUCCUCAAGGUGCCACUUGGUGGCUGUGGUGUGCCCUGUGAGUACCGGCUGGACUGUGGCCAUGUCUGCACCAGGCUAUGCCACCCAACCGACUCAGACCACAAACUGUUCAAAUGCACAAAGCCCUGCUCCAAGACCCUGUGCCAGGACGGGCACAAGUGCCCCAAGAAGUGCUCUGAAGAGUGUGGCGAGUGCCAGGUGAUCGUCACCAGGACGAUGCCCAAAUGUGGCCACGAGCAGGAGGUUCCCUGCUCACAUUCUCUCGACAGUUUCAUUUGCCGGGUCCCCUGUAACAAGAUGCUGCAGUGUGGUCACCUAUGUAUCCGUGGUUGUGGGGAGUCCUGCACCCGCAACUGUCCCCAAAGAGUGACGGUCCCUCUGGACUGUGGCCACCAGAGAGUCAUGCAGUGUCACGUGAAGCAAGCGGUUGAUAAUAAUCAGGAGCAGGUUAAGUGCUGGAAGAAAUGCGAUGCAGAGCUUGAGUGUGGACACAUCUGCUUGGGCAGCUGUUUUAAGUGUGCAGGGGGCAGCAAGCAUCUUCCAUGCGCCUCUCCUUGCAACACUCAGAUGAUCUGCUUCCACCGGUGCCAGCAGAAAUGCCAGCAGGGAUGCAUGCCGUGCAGUAAGCCAUGUCAAACCCAAUGCUACCACCGAAAAUGCCCAAAGCUGUGCUCAGAGGCCUGUCCACCAUGCACUGACCCCUGUGGCUGGCGUUGCAAGCACCACGAAUGCACUCGCCUGUGCCACGAGCCAUGUGACAGACCACCAUGCAAUGUUGCCUGCUACAGAAAGCUGAAAUGUGGACAUUCCUGCAUUGGUAUGUGCGGGGAGCCCUGCCCAAAGAAGUGUCGUGUCUGCAAUGCUGAUGAGGUUCUCGAGCUGUUCUUUGGCAGCGAAGCCGACCCCAAGGCCCGCUUCGUGCAGCUGGCUGACUGCAACCACAUCUUUGAGGUGACGGGGUUCGACUCCUGGAUGGCAUCACCAGAGGAAAAUGGGGCCAUCAGAGCAAAGUCCUGUCCCAAGUGCCAGACCCCCAUCCGAAGGAGUGUGCGCUACAAUGCUAUCGUUAAAAGUGCACAGCUGGACAUGGAGGCAAUGAAGAAGAAAGCCGCAGUGAUGUUGGUGGAGCAGAUUCAAAGUACCGUGAAGGAGAAAGAGAAGAAGGGGAUAAAAUCUCCAGAAAUCCUGCCUCUGCUUUCUAAAUUAACAGGCGCUGAUUUGGGAAGAGUGGCGUUAAUCAGUGAGCAGAUUACACUCCUCUCACAGCUGGCAGAAAUAAAGCAUAAUGCAAGCCUGAGCGUGCCAACGCUCCAUUUGCUGCCCAUAAAUGUGUCUGUGCACCUUUGCAUUAAAAAGGUUGCCAUGGCAGAAUCCUCACAGGUGUCUGAGUUUCAGACAGAAGUGAAACGGAUCUUGUGUCUGGCUGAAGCACAUGCAUUAGCAGGCUUCUACACAAAAGCACAAAGUCCGGUAUUGUCCAUCCAGGGACUCACUCCUGAGCAUGCAGAACUGAAGAGAGUGAUUGAUAUGUUGAUGGACAACAAACCCCAGCUGAGCAAUCGUGACUUGCAAAAUAUGCAAGACGCUCUCAAUGGCAUUGCAAAGGAGAUUAACCCAUCCACAAGAUGGAAGAUGCUGGAAGACAAAAAUGGUGUCUCAACUGUCCUCAAUUGCACAUUUCUGAAACUUGCCCAUUGGUUCAAAUGUAGCAGAGGACACGUAUACUACAGAGAAAGUGCUGACACCAGUGGCCAGAGUGAAUUGUGCCCUGAGUGUCUGGAAGAGUGAGCGAGUUCAUUGCAUUGCAUUCUAAUUAUGCAUGCUACAUGGUCAAAUUAUAUAAAUGUAUUGAUAUGAACAUCUAUCAACAUUUUAAUUAAAUUUCCUCCGGGUACUCCGGUUUCCUCCCACAGUCCAAAGACAUGCAGGUUAGGCUGAUUGGAGAGUCUAAAUUGCCCAUAGGUAUGAAUGUGUGAGUGAAUGGUGUGUGUGCCCUGCGAUGGACUGGUGACCUGGGUGUAUUCCUGCCUUUCACCCAAUGUAUGCUGGGAUAGGCUCCAGCCCCCCUGCGACCCUGUUCAGGAUAAGCGGGUUCAGAUAAUUGAUGGAUGGAUGGAUGUCCUUUUCAUAAUAAUGUGAUUGUAUUUUAUUUAAUAAUAAUGUUGUACUUCUGAAUUCAUUUUUAUUUCAUUAUGACCCUUAAAUAAAUAAUUGCACUUUCUGUUGCCCGCUGCUGGUUAAAACUAGCUUCCUAGCUUCUGUCAGCAUUCCAGGAGAAUGCUCACUUCAUUCCUGCUAGUGUGAAGUGAGCAUUGUAGAGCCUAUUCUGUAAUUCUUUUCAAACUUGCGUUAUUGCCCAAUACAUUAUUCAUUGUUACAAUAUUUCCAAUAUGUAAACCAUAUUCAUAUAAUGUAUAAGACAAUAAAAUAAAAACAAUACAAAUGUUGUAAAAA